AUGUCUGAUACUCAAGAUACAAAAAUAGUCAAUACAGAAGUUUGUACAAUUAAGAAGGCAAAUCUCACGUGGUUCAGAGAGAACGAAAAUACAAAUUUUCGCAGACCAAUCAGGUAUCCUGAUGAUUAUGGGCAUAUUACUGAAUAUACUCAAAUUAA
This is a messenger RNA of Racocetra persica, 158 nucleotides long. NCBI's taxonomy places the organism in Eukaryota, Fungi, Glomeromycota, Glomeromycetes, Diversisporales, Gigasporaceae. The record is from the annotation of a GenBank genome assembly.